AUGUCAUUAGAAUCGAAUGUAGAACCACGUCCAUCAAUAUUCGAUAGAAGAAAACGGGGCUGUACUGAUUGGCCAUGUUUACUAAUCUUCGUUCUACUUCUAAUUCUAUAUAUUCUUUUUGCCAUAUUUGUAUUUCGUGAAGGUUCAUUACGUCGUUUUAUAUAUCCAACAGAUACUCAAGGUCGUAUAUGUGGUACAGAUUCACAAAUUCAUCGAGAUUAUUUACAAUUUUUCGAUAUUAUCAAAUGUAUCAAAUAUAUUUUAAUCGGUGCUCGAUGUCCUACACCACAAAUAUGUGUUGAACAAUGUCCAUCGAAAUUUUAUCAUUAUAAAUUAUUAUAUGUACAAGAAUUAAAAUUACCAACAAUUAACAAAGAUAAAAUUAAACAAAUUCGAGCACAACUUUCAUGUGAAAAAUCAGCUGAAUCACAAGUUGAAAAUCCUAAUAUAUCUAUCUAUAGUCUUGUAAAAGAACGGAAAGUUUGUGCGCCUUAUUCUUUUCCAUCAAUAAAUUUUUAUGGUCGAUGUCUUCCAUCAAUAAUUGUUCAUGCAUUAAAUCUAACAAUUCAACAAGCUGAUGAUAUUAUUAAAAAUCGUGGUGGAAAUACCACUGAUGACGAUAUUAUACCAGAUAAAAUUUCUAUGCAAAAUAGUUUAGAAUAUUUUAAAAAAGCUUUACAAAUCAAACGUGUUAUAUCCUAUAUGUUUGAAGAUUUAAUUGAAAGUCGUUAUGUUCUUUUAUUAUCACUUCUCUUUGCAAUGAUAAUACUUCUUAUCUAUAUGUUUUUAUUACGUUAUCUUGCACAAUGGAUAAUUUGGUUAUCAUUAAUAUUAUGUAUUAUCGUAUUUGCACUUGCAGCUAGUUUUUGUUUUGUAGCUCGAAUACGAAUGGAAAAAUAUUCGACUAAUAACAAUGCAUUAUUUGAUCUUGAUGAAAUGAAUAUAACAUUAAAUAUAAAUAAUUUCGAUAUAAAUAAUACAGAUACAAAAAUAUCAGCAGUUGAAAAAUUUGAUACAGCAAUGAAUUUAUUAGAUGAAUUUGUACCGAUGAGUGUUAUAUGGUUAAUAAUAGGAAUUAUUUGUUGUAUUGUAUGUGCAAUUUUAAUGAUUUGUACAUGUUGUUUAUGCGAACGAAUUCGAUUAGCUGCAGCUUUAAUCGAAGAAGCAAGUAAAGCUAUUUGUUAUGCAUUAACUAUCUUAAUUUGGCCUAUAAUUACAUUUAUUUUAAAUAUUGGUUUUGUUAUAUUGGGUAUUUUAGUUCUUGCACAUUAUUCGACUUUAGGUCGACCUAUAUAUCAAAUAAGUUGUACUCAAGAUUUUGGACAAUCCUGUCGAAAAGAAUCUUUACGUUCUUAUGUUUUAUCGAAUGAAACAAGACAAAUAAAUAUUCAUUCAAUACCAAAAUCAUGUUUAGAUUAUCAUGAAGGAGAUAGUUGUAAUGUCGAUGAAUUUACACAAUUAAAUUGUACAAUCGAUCGUAUUCAAUGUGUUUAUGUUUCCUAUGGUUUUGUUGAUGAAACAUUUCAACAUUAUCUAAAUUCAAUAUGGAGUCAUCGAUUUGCUCAAUUUCUAAGUGAACAUUCAUGGUUGGUUAAUAUAUUUAAUAUAUUUAUGAUUUAUUGGUUAUUGGCAUUUACUAUUGCACUUGAACAAAUGAUUUUAGCAUGUACAUUUGUUUCAUAUUAUUGGCAAUUAAAUCAAUUAAAUCAAAAAUGUUGUCAUAAUUAUAUCCACAAAUGUCUAUGUUUUCAAGGCGUAUUAUUAACAUUUCGUUAUCAUUUAGGUACAAUUGCAUUUGGUAGUUCAAUUAUUGCUAUUAUUGAUACAUUACGAACUGCAAUCGAUUUAAUUAAAGAUCGAAUGGAAGCCAUGAAUAUUGAUAAUUAUGGAAAAUGUUGUUUAAAAUUAAUUAAAGGUUCACUUAAUUGUAUUCGAUGUUGUUUUCAAUUUUUUUCAAGAUAUACUUAUAUUAUGACAGCUGUUAGUGGUAAAUGGUUUUGUUCAUCAGCAUUCACUGCAACAAAACUAUUAUUAGAAAAUUGUUUACGUGUAUUUAUACUUGAUCGUGUUUGUGCUAUACUUUUAUAUAUUGGACGAAUAACUAUUACAAUUGGUUCAUGUGUUUUCACUGCAUAUAUGCUUGAUAAUAUUGGACUCAAUAUUACCUUACAUUUUUCAUGGUUUCCCGUACUUAUUAUUGGUAUAAGUGUUUAUAUAAGUUCAGCUAUAUUUCUGAAUGUUUAUGCAACAGCAACAUCAACAUUAUUUUUUUGUGUUAUAUAUGAUUUGGAAGUUCGUAAUGAUUCACAACAAAUAUCAAAUCGUUUAAGAGAAAUUAUUGAUAAAUCGAAUGAUUUUCGAAAAACAAAAUUUGAAAUAAUUGAUGAACAAUCGACAAAUGAUAGAACACAAUCAAGAUUUUAG
Adineta steineri is the source of this 2424-nucleotide messenger RNA. The record is from the annotation of a GenBank genome assembly. NCBI's taxonomy places the organism in Eukaryota, Metazoa, Rotifera, Eurotatoria, Adinetida, Adinetidae.